Messenger RNA from Peronospora matthiolae, 567 nucleotides. The record is from the annotation of a GenBank genome assembly. NCBI's taxonomy places the organism in Eukaryota, Oomycota, Peronosporomycetes, Peronosporales, Peronosporaceae.
AUGCCGCCGUGCUCGAUGCUGACUGCAAUGCAGGUUGCAAAUGCGGCGGCUGGACUGUAUGCAAGCUGCAGACAACUGCUUGUUCAGCCUCAUCGCAUCGCGCUUAAGCAGCCUCAGGUGUUAGAUGUAAACCGCAAGGUUUCCAUCGGCGACUGCACCAAUCGAGUCGUAAACGAGCGCCGACAGAUGAACGGUCCAUCCUUGGCGCUCGAAGUGUCGCUUGACGCAGUCGUACUUGUCACGAUUGGCCUUGGCUGUCCGGACCAGCGAAGACGUCUGCGGGUCGUCGAUGGGCUGCUCUAUAAAUGCCACUACAAGGUCUACAACCGACACCGCGCGUGUGGUGUGGUUGUAGACCUGCAAGUCUGGCCGCAGCGCAGGUCUGGGGAGCGAGGGUACCGUUUGGUUGAUCCUCAGCUCAAUCCGGUCCGUUAUGUCGCCGGACGCCGAAGCAAUGGCUCGCUCAAUGAUCUUGAGGGCUACAUCGUGGCGUCCGUGAAUGGCAUCCAAAGUCCCCGCGCAGUGGUUGAGCACAUGCGCGAGUGUCUCCGACCGCGAGCAUCCUAA